CAUGUGAACUAUGAGCUGACAUCAACCAUUUUAGAGGUUGCCAUUGCCUUCUUCACAAUUGUCAUUCUCAUUCCUCACUCUCUCUCUCUCUCUCCUCUUUCUUUUGUCUCUAAUUUCAAUUCAACAAAAUCUGCUAACCAUGCCAACUUCUUAUCCUCUUCCCCCCACACCAAAUUUCUUCUUCAGUUCUACUUCAACAUUCAUACCAUAACCUUCUAGAUCCCAAUCCUUCCCUUUCCAUCAUGGUCCGUCUCUGUUUACUUUGUUUCUUCUUCUUCUUCCUCUUUCUCGCUGCCCCCGCCGCAUCUCAGCAGCUCUACUUCUCCGGAUUUCAAGAUGACGCUGCCGUCGCCGCCAACUUAACUCUCACUGACAUCGCCAAGAUCGAGCAGAACGGAAUCUUGAAACUGACAAAUGAUACCAGUCGAUUACAGGGUCAUGCCUUUUACAGUUCCCCCGUUCGUUUCAAAAACUCCUCCGACGGUAAAGUUUUUUCGUUCUCCACUGCUUUUGUCAUCGCCGUCGUCCCCGAGUACCCGACUCUAGGCGGCCAUGGCCUCGCCUUCACCAUCGCCCGAUCGAAGAACCUCCGUGGACUUCCCAGUCAGUAUUUAGGCCUUCUCAAUGCGACAGACGUCGGAAACUUCACGAACCAUCUCUUCGCCGUUGAGUUCGACACUGUUCAAGAUUUUGAGUUUGCCGAUAUCAACGAUAACCACGUCGGAAUUAAUCUCAACCAUAUGGUUUCUAAUGUCUCCACCACCGCUUCCUAUUUCGUCGACGAUGGACCCACCAAGCAGAACCUGACCUUAAAAAGUGGGAGGCCGAUUCAAGCUUGGGUCGAUUACGAUUCCUCUGUGAAUUCUCUGACGGUGGCACUUUCUCCGUUUUCCACCAAACCCAAGAAGCCGAUUCUGUCGUUUAAUGUAGAUCUCUCUCCGAUUCUUGAGGAGUUUAUGUAUGUUGGGUUCUCGGCCUCCACUGGGCUUCUUGCAAGUUCGCACUAUGUGUUGGGGUGGAGUUUCAGUAUGAAUGGACAAGCCCGGUCUCUGGAUCUGUCUUCUUUGCCUUCUGUUCCAGGUCCGAAGAAAAAGCACACUGCUUUUACAAUUGGGGUUUCUGUUGCGGCUGUUUUGAUUGUGAUAAUCGCGAUUUGUGUUGCUGUUUUAAUCAUUUGGAAGAUAAAAAACGCUGAUAUAAUCGAGGCCUGGGAGCACGAAAUCGGUCCUCAUCGGUACUCUUACAAGGAGCUCAAGAAAGCCACUAAGCGAUUUAGGGAUAAAGAGCUUCUAGGGCGCGGUGGGUUCGGGAAAGUUUACAAGGGGACUUUGCCGAAUUCGAAAAUCCAAGUGGCUGUGAAGCGAAUUUCUCACGAAUCGAAGCAGGGCCUAAGGGAAUUUGUGUCGGAAAUCGCUAGCAUUGGCCGGCUUCGUCACCGGAACUUGGUUCAGUUGCUGGGAUGGUGUCGCCGCCGUGGCGAUCUGCUUCUUGUUUAUGAUUUUAUGGCUAAUGGGAGCUUGGAUAACUACAUUUUCGACGACCCGGAUGUGAAUUUGAGCUGGCAACAGAGAUUUAGAAUCAUUAAGGGGGUCGCUUCCGGUUUGCUCUACUUGCAUGAAGGCUACGAGCAGGUGGUGAUUCAUAGAGAUGUGAAAGCCAGUAAUGUCCUGCUCGACAGCGAGAUGAAUGGGAAGCUUGGCGAUUUCGGCCUCGCUCGGCUAUAUGAACACGGGGCCAACCCAAGCACGACUCGGGUCGUCGGAACUCUGGGAUAUUUGGCACCGGAGCUGCCCAGAACCGGGAAAGCCACCACCAGCUCAGAUGUGUAUGCCUUCGGCGCACUUCUGCUAGAAGUGGCCUGCGGGCGGCGGCCAAUCGACCCAAAAUCUUCGUCGGAAGAGCUGGUGCUGGUGGAUUGGGUAUGGGAGAAUUACAGGGAAGGGAAAUUGCUGGAGGUAAUGGAUCCAAAAUUGAAAGGGGAUUUCAAUGUAGCUGAGGCAGUGAUGAUAUUGAAACUGGGGUUGUUUUGUUCGAACGAUUCCGCGGCAGCACGGCCGAGUAUGAGGCAGGUGGUGAUGUUUCUGGAGGGAGAGAUCGGAGUUCCGGAGGAGAUAUCAGCGCCGAAAGUGAUGGAAGGAGGGAGGAAUGGAGAAGGGUUCGAUGAUUUUGUGAAUUCGUUUGCUUCUUCUUCGUUUAACAAGUUCAGUUCAUAUUCAUCGACUGGUAAUAGGGAUAUGGAUAUGAGUUUUGCUUCAUUUUCAACUUCUCCUCUUUCGCUUCUCAAUGGCAGAGACUAAACAUUUGUAAAUUCCUUAGUUCUCUGUUUCCGGGAAAAUUGGUAGCUAAGAAAGAGUGAUGGAGAAAAGGCAGAAGUAGAAGAAAAAAUGGGAAUUUGGAGUCAAACAUUGGGGUAGUAAGAUUCUUACUUUGAUGUAUAUUUAAGAAAAGAAAUUAUUGAUAUAUGGUCAUAAGUCAUAUAUAUCGAAAUUGAGUUCUGACUGUAGUGUUAAUUUUGGCCCACAUUUCAAUGAAAUCUAUCUUAUACUUC
Messenger RNA from Cucumis melo (muskmelon), 2548 nucleotides. Its product is annotated as L-type lectin-domain containing receptor kinase S.4. The coding region runs from base 243 to 2297 and encodes 684 amino acids. Gene Ontology annotation, molecular function: protein kinase activity; carbohydrate binding; ATP binding. The record is from RefSeq and is a predicted model, not a curated record. Gene Ontology annotation, biological process: protein phosphorylation. Gene Ontology annotation, cellular component: plasma membrane. Lineage: Eukaryota; Viridiplantae; Streptophyta; Magnoliopsida; Cucurbitales; Cucurbitaceae. The transcript is spliced from 2 exons.